AUGGAGAUCCGAUUGAGCUCAUUCAAAAGAGAGCAUUCUCUCAAGGAGCUACUGUCAAAGGAUAUGUCUGAGUACUGGGCCACGGAUGAUGUGCUUCCACACUCCAUCCAAAUAUCAUUUGAUAAGGUCCGGUAUGUCCAGUCCGUACAGCUGUUCCUGAGCUUCACACAGGAUGACAGCUAUACGCCAGAAAGGAUCGAGAUCAGAUCUGGACUGACGAGAGAGGGCAUCAAGGAAAUAAGUUCUGUGGAGCUUGUGGAGCCUGAGGGGCUCCUGACACUGAAUGUUGCAAGAAAAUGUCUUUAUGUCCAGAUUGUAAUCAACUCGAACCAUCAGGAGGGAAAGGAUAGUCACAUCAGGCAUCUGAAAGUUCUAGAAUCAUCGACAAAGGAGAUUUAUUACAAAAUAUGA
This is a messenger RNA of Encephalitozoon hellem ATCC 50504, 411 nucleotides long. Its product is annotated as anaphase-promoting complex subunit 10. The transcript has a single exon. The record is from RefSeq and is a predicted model, not a curated record. The coding region runs from base 1 to 411 and encodes 136 amino acids. Gene Ontology annotation, cellular component: anaphase-promoting complex. Gene Ontology annotation, biological process: anaphase-promoting complex-dependent catabolic process; protein K11-linked ubiquitination. Lineage: Eukaryota; Fungi; Microsporidia; Unikaryonidae.